CGACCGCCUCGCUGUCCCGCCGGGGGCGGGGGUCGGGAUGGCGGCGUCCCACAGGGCCGCGCCCUGCCCGGGGAUACGGAGUCCCGGGGGCCGUGCCCCCUUCCGCAGCACCCCCGCAGGCGCGGACGGGGCGGGGAGAAACCCGACCCUCGCCGCCUGGGAAGGGAGAGGGGCUGCCGCUGCGCGGGAGGAAGCGGCGCGGCCGAGCGACUCCUCCACCGUCCGAAGGGGACGCCCCCAGCCCGGCCAGCGCGGGGGCCGCCCGGCCCGGCCCGGGCCCAGCCCGCCGGUGGCAGAGGCAGCGCAGGGCGCGGGCUGCCGCCGUCCCGGGGCGGGGCGGGGCAGGGCGGGGUCGCGGAGCGAGGCGGGAGGCCGGCGCCGGGCGCCCGUCUGCCUGCGGCCGGCCGGAGCCAUGCGGAGCUGCGGGAGGGCGAGGGGGGCUGCGGGCUGGGCCGCCCCGCUGCUCCUGCUGUGGCAGUGCCUGCCGACGGCGCGGGCCUACAACCUGGACACCCAGCACCCGCUGCUCUUCCGGGGAGGCAACGGGACCCUCUUCGGGUACUCGGUUCUCCUGCACCGCCACGGCGAGGAGCGAUGGCUCGUGGCGGGCGCCCCGCGGGCCAGCUGGCCCGCCAACAGCUCGGUGGCCAACCCCGGGGCCAUUUUCCGGUGCCGGAUCGGGAGGAACCCCCGCGGGCGGUGCGAGCAGCUCCAGCUGGGAAACCCCAAUGGAGAACGCUGUGGGAAGACUUGUUUGGAAGAGCGUGAUAAUCAGUGGCUGGGUGUCAGCUUGUCGAGGCAGCCAAAAGAAAAUGGAUCUAUCAUUGCUUGUGGACAUAGGUGGAAAAAUAUCUUUUACAUAAAAAAUGAACACAAACUCCCAUACGGUAUUUGUUUUGCCAUCUCUUCUGAUUUUCGAACUGAACUGAGCAGAAGAAUAUGCCCAUGCUAUAUAGAUCAUGUGCGAAAGUUUGGAGAAAACCAUGGGUCAUGCCAGGCUGGAAUGUCUAGUUUUUACAUUGAGGACUUAAUUAUAAUGGGAGCCCCUGGAUCGUUUUAUUGGACUGGUUCUGUUUUUGUAUACAAUACAACUGCAAAUACAAUCCAUGCUUAUACAGAUUCAAAUAACCAAGUGAAAUUUGGCAGUUAUCUAGGAUACUCUGUUGGAGCUGGACAUUUUCUGACACCAGCCAGUAUAGAAGUAAUUGGAGGGGCUCCCCAACAGGAGCAGACUGGUAAAGCAUACAUUUUUAGCAUUGAGAAGCAACUAAAUAUUCUAUUUGAACUAAGGGGUAAAAAGCUUGGUUCUUACUUUGGAGCUGCAGUUUGUGCUGUGGACCUGAAUUCAGAUGGCCUCUCAGACUUGCUAGUUGGUGCUCCAAUGCAAAGUACCAUCAGAGAAGAAGGAAGAGUUUAUGUCUAUAUCAAUUCAGGUUCUGAGGCAAGGAUGGUAGAACUGAAUGUGGAGCUCAGCGGGAGUGACUCAUAUGCAGCCAGGUUUGGAGAGUCCAUAGCCAAUCUAGGAGACAUAGAUAAUGAUGGUUUUGAAGAUGUAGCAAUUGGGGCUCCACAAGAAGAUAAUCUAAAAGGGGUUAUUUAUAUAUACAAUGGCAGGGAAGAUGGCAUAACGCCAUCAUUUUCACAGAGAAUACAAGGACAUGAAGUCAGUAAUUCUUUAAGCAUGUUUGGACAAUCCAUAGCAAGUGGCAUCGAUGCAGAUAACAAUGGUUAUCAAGAUGUAGCAGUUGGUGCAUUUCUCUCCAAUUCUGCUGUGGUGCUGAGAACAAAACCAGUGAUAAUUGUUGAAGCUUCUUUAAAACAUCCUAAUUCAAUAAAUCGAACUAAUUUAAACUGCAUGGAAAAUGACCAGCCUGCCAUCUGUAUGAAUUUGAAGAUAUGCUUUGCCUAUACAGGACGAGAGGUACCUGGUUAUAUUGUACUGCUUUAUAAUCUGAGUGUUGACGUGAAUAGAAAAGUGGAUACACAAGCAAGAUUUUAUUUUUCCUCCAAUGGAACAUCUGAUAAAAUCUCAGGAAAUGUGAAGAUUUACAGCAAGAAUAUUGCCUGCAAAGAUCAUCCAGCAUUUAUGAGGAAAGAUGUAAGGGAUAUCUUGACUCCUGUACACGUUGAAGCAAGUUAUCAUCUGGGGCAUCAUAUUCUACAGAAAAGAAAUGCUCAAGAAUUUUCACCACUUCAACCCGUUCUUCAGCGGAGGAAAGAAAAAGAUGUUAUAAAAAGCAAGUUUGUUUUUGCAAGAUUUUGCUCCCAAGAAAAUUGUUCUGCUGACUUGAGCGUUUCUGGAAAAGUUGCUUUUCCAAAGCCUCACGAUAAGAAAACAUAUCUCGCUGUUGGAAGUAUGAAGACUUUAUUGUUGAACGUUUCUCUGCUUAAUGUUGGAGAUGAUGCAUAUGAAACUGUCCUCCACAUUCAAAUCCCUAGAGGUCUUUAUUUCGUCCGAGUUUUAGAAUUGGAAGAAAAACAGAUAUAUUGUGAAGUAUUAGAUAAAGAAAUUCAUGCCAUGAAACUUGAGUGCAGCGUUGGUUAUUUAUAUGUAGAUCAAAAAUCAAAGCUGGAUUUUAGUUUCCUCUUGGAUGCAAGCUCAUUUACCAGAGCAGAAGAUGACCUCAACAUCAUCAUUAAUGCUACCUGUAAAAAUGAAGAUGGGAACAUGUUGCUGGAUAACAUGCUAACUUUAGCUGUACCUCUAAAAUAUGAGAUCGAGUUAAAUGCUCAUGGAUUCGUAUCACCAGCUUCGUUUGUUUAUGGAACAAAUGAGAAAGAUUCACCAGUUACAUGUAUGAAGGAGAAUAUCAACUUCACUUUCCAUGUUAUCAGUGCAGGACCAAACAUGGCUCCAAAUACAAACUUAGAGAUAAUGAUACCUAAUGCUUUUCCACCCAAUGACUUCAAAUUAUUCAACACAUUGGAUAUCAAGACAACAGUUGGACAGUGCUUCUAUAACAAAUAUCCCAGAAACUGUAGUCCAGCAGAAAAAAAUGAAAACAUAUUAAAGGAUGUUGUCACUUUCUUUUCAAAGCCUGCUAAGAGACAAAUGUACUGCAUGAAAAAUGAUAGCCUUUGCUUACAAAUAUAUUGCAAGCUUGGAAACAUGGAAAGUGGAAAAGAAGCAACUGUUCAGUUGCAUCUGGAGGCUACUCCUUCACUUUUAGAAAUGGAUGAUGCAUCAGCAUUGAAGUUUGAAGUAAGAGCAACAGCCUCACCAGAAAAAAAUCCAAAAGUUAUUGAACUACACAAGGACAAGCAAGUUGCAUAUGUCUAUUUGGAAGGAGUGCACCACCAGAAGCCAAAAUACCGUGUUACUGUGCUAAUUAUUGGAAUAGGCUUAAUAGUUGGUGUUACCUUGUUUUUGCUUCUUUCAUUUGUACUAUGGAAGAUUGGCUUUUUCAAAAGGCAAUACAAACCAGUCCCUCAAGACAAGAACAGAAGAGACAGCUGGAGUUUUACAAGUGGGAACAAAGAUGACUAAGAUGGCAAAUAAAUGUUUGAUUUUAAAAUGAAGAAUUUAAGAUUCAGGUUAAUUCCCAGGAGAAGCAUCAGUAACAAGAAAACUGGUCUUGAGCUCACUCGCUCCUACAAAAUACACGUUACUUCCUUGAACUGCAUGGAGGACUAUACCUUAAAAGUACUGUUGUUUUUCUAAUAUGAAAAUGGUAAAACAGUUUGCUUUGAAGUCUCACAGUAGUAUUUGAAAUGCCAUAUAUAUAUCUGGUUUCAAACAGACAGAAGAACACUAAAGAUAAAGAGAAGAAGAAUUACUUACCAGAACGAAGAAUUUCUAGAAAGUAAUAAUGUUUGGCCAAUCCUGGAAAAUAAGAUCUCAAACAGAUUAGCAUGAGUUAUUCUAUUCAUUUUCAAGUUUCAAUAAUAUUUUGAUUAAACAUUUAAGAAGAAAUCCUCCCUCAUCUUGCUUUGGCAGUUUUACAAGGGUAAAUUAGCUUAAACCAAUAGAAGGACCGUAAGUACAGCACACGGAUGUAGAAAACAGCUAUCAGAAACUCUCUUGGGCUUCUGAAGGUAACCUUGUAAGCUUUGGCUUCACAGGCACAGCCACAACACUGCAGAGACUUAGACACCCAGGCAAGCCAGAACCAGGAAGGUCAAAGGUGGAUUCAGAGCAGGGAAUUCUGUGGGCUAGCCUGGAGCUGCAGCACAGAAUCCUCUCUCAGCUGUAGAAAGAGUAGUGUACUGGAGAUUAUAAUUUGUAGCCAUCUUUAACAUGGUAUUUGCAAGCAUGAGAGAAUUAGUUGUUUCAUCCUUUCCUCGGAUAUUGCUGCCAUGAUAUUUUGGACUUUUCCAAUGAAGUAUUUCUAUGUGGGGUUUUUUAAAGCAAGUAUUUAUUUUUAUUUAUUUGAAGAUUUUUCUAUAGUACUUAACAUAGUAGUAUUUAGUACUGGCAUUCUUCCACAACCUGAAAAAAAAAAAACCAACCCAACUUCACAUGAUGACCAGAGAAAGACAUACCCAAAGACUCCAAAUGCCAACCUUACUGGGCCAAAUUUUAUCUUCAGGUAUGCCACCCUUUACCUGAAAGUACUUAAUAAGGGAGUCAUUUGGAGAGCUAACUUGGGUUCUUGUGAAGUUGUCAGGUAAAUACCAUCCAAACAGGCAUCCUCAGAAGCCACUCAGCAGAAAGACAAAUGACUGAAUAGAAACAUGGUUCAAACCACUGCUCUGCUACUACAGGAAGUUUCUUCAGCUAGAUAAGUUUGCACUGCCACCUAGCUUUGGCAAAAUAGUACAAUCCAGGGGAAAAAAAAAAAAAUGUUACUUUGCUCCCCAGUACAACUGGACAAUGUACAAUUUCUUCAAUAACUGAAUUUAUUGCAACAGCAGUAUGCAAUAUGGCCUUUCUUGCCAUGCCCUUGAGGUCUUUCUGAACUGCAAGGAGAAAUGAAUGUAAUACAUACAUACACUUUCAAGCUGCACCCUCAUACGGGAAUUAGCCUGAGACUCAAAAGCAAUACAGAGUGCCCUCAACAAGCACUUUUGCUAUUAGAGUGUUUGGUGCCAUAAAAGCCAUGUUGUCCACAGAUUCUAAAGAUAUUGGGGACCAUUUUGUAAUUUCCUUUUGCUUCAUUUGAUGCCAAAGAUAUGGAUCACUCUCAAGUAAAUUUCUCUCUCAAAUCUUCUGCAGUGUAAGGACAAACGAAUGUGCAUAUAUUUAAAAAAAAAAAAAAAAUCAAAAUAAAGUAUGUGAAGGAUGAAAUAUUUUCUUGCAAGUCUAUGAAAAUAUACACAAAAUGCUUAUCUUCCAAAUGGCUUUAGUGAAUUUUUGCACUUUAACCAAGAUACUCUGAACAGAAAAUUAAUUUGAUAUUUGAUAUUGUGAAACAUAUACCUCAAAUACUGGAAGAAGCAUUAACACUCUUUUUAGUACAAACAAUGCAAAGAAGUGAAACUAAAGCAUUUUGUUUAUCUUUGAAAUAGUUUACAUAAGUAAGUCAGUACAUGUGAUAAUGUUGCCUUGGAAAUUGUAUACUUCCCAUUCAGAUUUUAUUAUUAACAUGUAAAAGUUGGCUGCCUGUUCUUAGGAUAUGAAGCAAAAUUUAAUUACCCUUUAUAAAUCAGAUUGACAAAAAAAUGAAUGUACAAUGUCCUGGUGGUGGCAAGGUUAUAAAGUAUCACUCCAUUUUAUUAAAAAGAACCCCAACAAGUUAAGCACAUGAAUGCUGUUUCUUCUGCAAGUUCAAUUAUUUUGUUAAUUUUCAGUUAUGUAAUAAAACCUGUUAAAUCUA
This is a messenger RNA of Aquila chrysaetos chrysaetos, 5756 nucleotides long. It is a transcript of the gene ITGA4, whose product is annotated as integrin subunit alpha 4. The transcript has 28 exons. NCBI's taxonomy places the organism in Eukaryota, Metazoa, Chordata, Aves, Accipitriformes, Accipitridae. Bases 38 to 3487 code for a protein of 1149 amino acids. Gene Ontology annotation, cellular component: external side of plasma membrane; integrin complex. Gene Ontology annotation, biological process: cell adhesion mediated by integrin; integrin-mediated signaling pathway; cell-matrix adhesion. Gene Ontology annotation, molecular function: integrin binding. The record is from RefSeq and is a predicted model, not a curated record.